AGGGCAUUUGGACUUUAUGUUCUUUGCCACAGCAACAGCAAACACCAGCGUUUUCUUUUACCUCACAGGCCUUUGAUGUAAAGAAAAAAAAAGGUGUGCGCUACACCUAAAAUUAAAUAGGUCAAAACUAACCAACACUUCUUGCACACCCACAAGUUCUCGCAUGCAUUUCUAUAGCCACCACCUCAAAAACUACAACUGAGCUGAGAAAGAUGGAUCAUGGAGGGCAACAGGCUGAAGCUGUCCCAUUGCAGGUGGGGAGGUAUGAUGUGCCCCCUGGACAGCCUGGAGGACCUGUGAUGGUUCAAUACACCACUGUGACCAUCAGCACUGACCCCCCAAAAGACCACAUCAUCUGGUCUAUCUUCAACUUGGUUUAUGGAAACGUCUUCUGCUUUGGACUGGCUGCGCUCUUCCACUCUGUCAAGGCCAGAGACCGGAAAGUGGCUGGAGAUCUGAAUGGUGCCCGAAACUACGGCAACACUGCACGCUGCCUCAACAUCGUGGCCACAGUUCUGAACUUUAUCGGCAUUUGUUCAUUUAUUGCAAUAAUCGUCAUAAACGUGAACGUAAAAUCAUCCUCUAAUGUGAAUGCAUACCAUUACAAUAGACGCUAUUAA
This is a messenger RNA of Monopterus albus (swamp eel), 620 nucleotides long. RefSeq names its product dispanin subfamily A member 2b-like. Gene Ontology annotation, cellular component: plasma membrane. The coding region runs from base 213 to 620 and encodes 135 amino acids. The transcript has 2 exons. NCBI's taxonomy places the organism in Eukaryota, Metazoa, Chordata, Actinopteri, Synbranchiformes, Synbranchidae. The record is from RefSeq and is a predicted model, not a curated record.